AUGACAAGCUUGCUAGAUUUUCCACAAUCGGUGGUCAAUGAAAUCUUGUACUUUCUUCCUCAGAAUCUUCUAUUCAAUUUGGCACUUACCAAUUUUCAAUUCUAUGAGCCAUGUCUACGUAAGCUCUACAAGAAGUUGGUAAUCCAAAUCGACCCAGUGUUGAAGAAUACAAAAGAGCCAAAUCCAAGGCAGCGUCUUGACCACUUGGAGCUGUGUAUCACUACCAUAAGCGGCUUUGCCUCUGUUGAAUCCUCUCCAGAAGCCCACGCUAGAAUGUUGGAAGCAAGAUUGAAGACUAUAUGCUUGGCCAUUCAGGUGAACCCCACCUUGGCCACUUACAUUGAAGAAAUUACCAUUGCUGAUUUUCAUAUGGCUGAUCUGACUCUCACUGCCAUCCAGGAGCUACUUUCCACCAUUUCUUCGGUGCCAAAUAACGUCCAUAAGCUCUACAUUGCGAAUAAGGUCACCAGAAGAGAUCUACUUAAUGAGAUAUGUCCUAAAGGUCUUCUGGACUUGUCAGAGAAAUUUCGUUUGAAAUCUAUCUGCAUUGAUAGUCUUGGCCAAUUAAACCACUUACUGGAUCAUUUACCUGAUUUAGAGGAGCUCAUUAUUGCUGAUGUGUUCGUCGAACCUGAAACCCUAAACCCUUCUGCCAUCCGUACUCUUGAGAAGCUCAAAGUUCUCUUGAUUCGGGAUGACCCUGAAGUCUUUGGACCAGUCAGCUCGGCGCUUUGGGAUUUGUUCUGCACGUCCCCGUUUUGGAUGCUGAAUUUGAAGACGUUUAAUGUGGUACAUACUCAUGAGAAUUCCAGACACGGUUACCCAUACAUUAAUUUCGACAAGAUUGAGAAUUUCCAAAUUUCUUUGGGGUGCAAUGUCCCCGAUUGUGACCAGGAAUGUUUGCUCCCUAGCUUGGCCCGGUUUGAUUUCUCCAACCUCAAAAGACUUUCGGUGAUCCAAAACAGCGAUUACAAGUUGAAUUCUCAUCUGUAUUGCGAAAAAUGGGAUCUCACGGUGUUUCAAUUUGUUAAAUCUAUUGUGGAUGAAUCGGACACUUUAUUCUACCUUUCCAUUCGUCACAAUGUUCCUCCUGAUGGAAUCAUCAAUGAUGGUUACGAAGGAAACUAUAUGCGGAAGGUUAAGCUCUAUACCAUCCUCUUGCCAAACCUCUUGGCCACCAUCCAGAGGCAUGUGGUAAACCUAGUGCUCCCCAAUUUGGUGGCCAGCAUGGCCUGCUACGAACAGCCCAUGAAUACAUUUCUCUGGAAUGGUUGUAAAUGUGCUCACUGUGAGAAAUAUCUUGAGCAUUUGGACGAUUAUCUCCUUCAUCACAGAUAUUUCAGCGGAGAGAAACAUGUGUUCAAGGAUAUUCUUACUACGCAGUUGAUGCGGUCAUUGAGUGAGGUUUUGGUUGACCGGGUGGUGAUGGAUUCCAACUUGGGUGACUUGUACCAGCUUUUCGGGCCCAUGAGGAAUAGAACAUGGAACUUCCAUAACAACAAGUUCUCUAUUCCGUUCCGGUGCUUACCUGUAAAAACAUAUGAGGUCGCUGAGUUUGAAGAUGACAAAAUGGACGAUAAGCGAGGCCGUACUCUUGACUACGAGGGAGCAAGGAAGAAAUGUAAGUACCUCCACAGCGAGAAGUUCUUUCCGAACUACCUGAUUGUUGUGUCGCAUUUCCUUAACGACAUCAUCCGUAAGAUGAUCAACUUGAACCGAGGCGACGCGGAAGAUGUCAACAUUGGUCUGGUGACCGACGAAAACGAUGGAUAUACCAAUUUGCGGAUCAACAAAAUGUUAGUGAAUGGUAUUGACUACAAUUUUGACCACGAGAUCAAUGGAACGAUCUUCUUCAUGAAUUCGUUCGACGGAACGGAUGAUGAAUAG
Molecule: messenger RNA, 1887 nt
Organism: Sungouiella intermedia
Lineage: Eukaryota; Fungi; Ascomycota; Pichiomycetes; Serinales; Metschnikowiaceae
Source: the annotation of a GenBank genome assembly